AUGGUGCUCAAAAAAUCUAAUUUUCCAGAAAACCAAGAAACGGCAACUAGAGCGGAAACUUCUCCAAGUGGGAGCACAAUUGAAACAUACUUAAAACCGUUAAUAGAACAGCUGCACCUUCAACGAACUUUGCUAUGCGAUAUAUUAACACGAGUUGAAGCGAUAGAAAAUCAUUUAAAGGAAAAACCAACAAAAGAUCAGGACAUAAAAUCUAUAUUCAAAUUAAAUAUUUCUUACCCACUCCGGACUGAAGAGGACUUGGAAAAACUGGAGACGCAUCUUCAAUAUGAAGAGAAUUACAGAGAUGCAGUGAACGAAUUAGGUUCCGUAGGAGGUGCCAAUAAUUACGAUUUUGUUAAGCGAGUAUUAACAACAGUACUCAGUAAUGAUUUAGCAAUGACGUACAGUUGGUUUGGGAAAAAAGGGAAGAAGAAAUUUUAUACCACGAAAGUGGCCAAAGCAAUAAUAGACGCAGCAGAAACAUCAAGAAUAUGCAAAAAUAAAAAAGAAACCGAAGUAUCCAUACAAUCUUGGUUAAGGAGAGCUGCUGAACGAAACAAAACCAUUGUAAAAGAUUUGUAG
Messenger RNA from Osmia bicornis bicornis, 582 nucleotides. RefSeq lists its product as uncharacterized. The transcript has 3 exons. The record is from RefSeq and is a predicted model, not a curated record. The coding region runs from base 1 to 582 and encodes 193 amino acids. Lineage: Eukaryota; Metazoa; Arthropoda; Insecta; Hymenoptera; Megachilidae.